This is a messenger RNA of Exophiala oligosperma, 474 nucleotides long. RefSeq lists its product as uncharacterized. The transcript is spliced from 2 exons. The coding region runs from base 1 to 369 and encodes 122 amino acids. NCBI's taxonomy places the organism in Eukaryota, Fungi, Ascomycota, Eurotiomycetes, Chaetothyriales, Herpotrichiellaceae. The record is from RefSeq and is a predicted model, not a curated record.
AUGAAGAUCUCGGCGUUCUUUGCUGUCGUGGUCGCCACACUCUCUACUUCGGUCAUUGCAGGUGAACCUGGUUCACACGACGCCAACGACAUGUGUUACAACACCUGCGAAGCGAACAAGGGCAUCAAGAAUGGCAUGGACAUUGCUUCUCCGGCAUGUGCAGGUUUGACGGGCAAGAUGUGCGAACAAAGCUGCUGGUGUGAUACGACCAAGAGCCAUCCUGAAGGCGUCAUGAGCUGCAACAACAAGAAACUGCCUGCCUGCAGUGCCGACACUAUCCUCAAAACCUGCCAGGCUGGACUCCCCAGUGCGUGGCAUUGCUGGUGUCAGGGAACUUGGAGUGAUUGGGGAAAGGAUUGCGAUCUGUGAUUCCACCGUUGAUAUUGGUAUCAUCGCAAAACCGAUAAUCCAGUCAGGAGUCUAGAAGUUUGGAGAUUUCGGAAUGAUAACACAUUGAUGAGAGUAUGAAUCUUC